UUUUCUCCUUUCAUCUCUUUUUACUAUUUACACCUUACUUCCCUUUUCAUCAUUUUCAACCCUUUACACUCUCUCUCAUCCUUUUCUUUCUCCACCUCACACGCUCACAUUCUCUCUUUCUCUCUUGUCUAUAAUUAUAUUGCUCCCAAGUCCCAACCACCUCAAAACCACACACUCACACACACCAAACUCAAACACAUAGAAACAAACCUUCUACCUUCUCUCACUCAACACUUGUUUAAUUUCAACCACACAAAUGGAUCAAGAAUACCACUUUAAGAGGAACCAUGUGCCAGCAUUUGGAAGCUGGGAUUGGAAUGAUAAUCUUCCAUUCACAGAGUGCUUUGAAUCUGCAAGACAAGGUGGUUUUCUUCACUAUAGUUACAACUCUGAAACUGAAGAUCAAGAUCUCUAUGUUGCUGGUGAUUUGUAUGAUAACCAUGUUGUUACUCCUGCUAUGAUUGUUGUUCCUUGUAGAAGGGAAAAGCUACGUUCCCAAAAUGAAAAAGAUGAAAAAAAGCAAAAUUGGGUGAACAAUGUGAUGAAUGAGCCACCAAUGUCAAGACCAACACCAAAACCAGUUGAUGAAGAUUUGUACAAAAUUUCACCAGAUCUUCUUUAUGUCAAAACUACCAAGAAAAGAGGGUUGUGUUUCUUUCCAAGUUGCUUGUUUCCAACUUGCAUUGCAUGAGACUAGAAAAAUUUGAGAGAUUAAUGUAUAUAGAAGAGAUUAAAUGGAGACAUUGUUGAUUAGUAGAUAGAUAUUCUCUUGGAUGAUAUUUAUUUGAUAGUAUAUUAUUUAAGGACCAAGAAGAUUAUCUAUCAUAUUAUAGUAUAUUUCUUUCCAUCUAAAGGAUUUUUUUUAUUAUUUAUUUUAAUAUUUAGUGUUUAAUGUGUUUUCGGUAUCAAUGCUUGGACUUUGAACUUUAUUUGUAAAAGCUCUGUUACCUGAAAUUAAAGAGAAAAAAAAAAGUCAAAAGUUAAUC
Messenger RNA from Vicia villosa (hairy vetch), 986 nucleotides. RefSeq lists its product as uncharacterized. The record is from RefSeq and is a predicted model, not a curated record. The coding region runs from base 257 to 691 and encodes 144 amino acids. The transcript has 4 exons. NCBI's taxonomy places the organism in Eukaryota, Viridiplantae, Streptophyta, Magnoliopsida, Fabales, Fabaceae.